Gamsiella multidivaricata is the source of this 1008-nucleotide messenger RNA. RefSeq names its product S-adenosyl-L-methionine-dependent methyltransferase. Gene Ontology annotation, biological process: ubiquinone biosynthetic process. The coding region runs from base 1 to 1008 and encodes 335 amino acids. The record is from RefSeq and is a predicted model, not a curated record. NCBI's taxonomy places the organism in Eukaryota, Fungi, Mortierellomycota, Mortierellomycetes, Mortierellales, Mortierellaceae. The transcript is spliced from 4 exons. Gene Ontology annotation, molecular function: 2-methoxy-6-polyprenyl-1,4-benzoquinol methyltransferase activity.
AUGUCGCCUCUGAAAUGGAUUCCACGCGCACGCUACGCUUACAUCGCGAAGACUUCGGUGCUUGCCUCACAAAGGCCUUGCUACUCGACUACAGGACUAAACAGCGACCAUGGAUCCUCGCCAGAAGCAAACUCAGACCAUCCAAUUCACACUGUGAAUAAGGAGGAGAUUGCAAAGUUUGCAGCCAUGUCGGACGAGUGGUGGGCACCACAGGGUCCCUUCAAAAUGCUGCAUCUCUUCAACCCGCCCCGCGUCCGUUAUAUCCGGAACCGGCUAGAGGCCUCAGGGGCUAUCUCGAAUGCCAUGACCAACGACAGUACAGACAAAGGGAAAGCAUUCUCCAGCGCACGCUUUCCACUCCAGGGCCUUUCGAUCGUCGAUAUUGGAUGUGGUGGAGGUUUACUGUCGGAGGCAUUGGCAAGGCUGGGAGCGCAAGUGACAGGCUUGGACGCAUCGAUGGAGAACAUUCAGAUGGCCCGUCUCCACUCUAAAAAGGAUCCAUUACUCAAUGGAGGAGGACCAGGGACGCUGGAAUAUCGCCACCAAACAGCAGAGCAAUUACUGGCAGAGGGCCGUCAGUUUGAUGUUGUGUGCUCAUUGGAAGUCAUUGAGCAUGUCGAUAACCCAGCUGGCUUCCUCAAGGUUCUUGGAGAACUCGUCAAGCCUAACGGCGAUUUGAUUUUGUCGACAAUUUCACGAACUGCGCUAUCAUACUUUUUAACGAUUCUCUGUGCGGAGCACCUGUUGAGGAUGGUCCCUGUGGGCACACAUCAUUGGUCAAAAUUCAUUACUCCAGAUGAACUGAAGGCUGGGGUUGAAGAUUUGGCAAAGUGCCAGGUGUUGAACAUCCAAGGAAUCGGCUUUAAUCCUUUGGCGGGACAAUGGGAGCUGACAAGGAGCCGCGAUGGUAUGGACAUCGGCAGCGGGGGGUUGCUGUCACUGCUUGGACCAUCGUUGUCAGAGGCGUCAAACUAUCUCUUGGCGGCGAAAAAGGUUCCUAGCGCAUAA